Messenger RNA from Nomia melanderi (Alkali bee), 1727 nucleotides. NCBI's taxonomy places the organism in Eukaryota, Metazoa, Arthropoda, Insecta, Hymenoptera, Halictidae. The record is from RefSeq and is a predicted model, not a curated record.
AUUAUUAUUCCAAACAUGAAAACAUUCAUCUGCAAGGGGUUUAACUUACCAAUUUUGAUAGUAGUCCUACUGAAAAUUAACAAUGUUAUAACACUUAGACCUUUAAUUCCCUUCUCAGUGCAAACUGUAUAUUUGGAAGAUCUAAUUAAUCUUAAGGUUCACGCCAAACACGAGGAGAAGACGGAGAGCAAAUCGGUGUACAGGGAGUACAACCGCGAGUUCCUGCUGCCGAAGGGAGUCAACCCGGAGAGGAUCAAGUCUUCGCUGAGCAAGGACGGCGUCCUGACCGUCGAGGCUCCGCUCCCGGCGAUCGGCUCCGGCGAGAAGCUGAUCCCCAUCGCGCAGCAGUAAAACCGAUCGCCGAAACGGACGAACGCGCGAGAACGACAGCGAAACGAUACACCCCCGAAAGCUACCCCGACAAUUCCAUCAUCCGUGCGUCCGUGCCAGAUCGCUGACAAAUUCCUGUCCCCCGUUCUUCGUGAAUUCCCGUAAGUCCAUUUUUCUUCUCUCUUUCUUUCUAUCCGCAGCUUCCCAUCGUCCCGUUUCCCGCGAGCAUCCUCCCCGCCGCUCGUUUCCGGUCCACCUUCACGCCCUUCGUCUCCGUCGUUCCCUUCCGGUGAUCACAAACACGGAUCGUCCCACCUUCUCGGUCCCUCGUCGGAAAACAAGCGAUUUCACGGACGACGCUCGAGAGACGAAGCCAACGAACGAUUUUUCGGGAAAGAGGUUCGCCGAGGAUCGAUGCUCGAGUUCCAGCGAUAACACCUGAAGAACCUGCGAACGAUUGCGCCCCGCGGAUCGAACGUCGAUUCGUUUUUUACUCUUGUUUUUCGAGGACCACCGAUCGUUGACCGGCUUCCUUUUCGACGACGAUCCCGAUCCCGGCCCGGUACGGGUCGGCCGAGCGAUAUAAUCAAAUUUUAGACGAGAUAGGCGUUCGUUAAACGAACCGGAUAAUUUUUCUAUGGAACUCGAACGUGCGAACGUUCGACGCGCUUUUCGUCGGGAUCGAAUCUCCGACAGGGAAUCGAAUGUUUCAACCAUCCGCGGGGAUCGCGAUCGUUCGCGGCUCAGAACACGACGAAAGAAUGGAGAGAAAGAAAGAUAGAAACGAAACGAAACGAGUAUAAUUGUAAACGUUAAGGUGUACACGGCGCUUUGGACGUCGUCUAAUCGUAGGAGAAUGUUUGAUAAAUUAUUCUUCCUUUUUGGUACGAGCAGCUUUUUUGACGCUUUGAUAUACUUCCUUUUUAGAAGUAACACGAACUUUUUCAGGAACACGCAUUGCCUUUCAAAAUGUAUCUUAGAUGUUGUUUCGUGGGAGACACGAAGAAAAAAAGCAAAAUUACAGAGAGAGAGAGAGAAAGGGAGGGAGAGAGAGAGGGAGAGAGUGAGACGCGUUCGCGUGAACCCGCCGGGUUCAACGGAAACGAGAGAAGUUCUAUCGGGCAAUUCGAACGCGAACGGAAAGCGAUCUUCUGUAAACGAUAACUUAUGUAUGUGUUAGUUUUAGGUACUACGUUAAAAGACUAUAACACGAGAAUGCUUAGAGUAUGUAAGCAUCGUAACGAUGAUGAUGAAGAUUAUGAUGAUGAUGAUGAUGAUGAUAUGAUGAUGAAUAUUAUUAUUAUUUAUGAAUAUUUUACUAUUGUCGAGAUACGUAUAAUGUUUAAAAGGUAAUGCGAACAAUAUGGAAGUUUAAAUAAAAAUAAACCUUCAAGGUG